CGAACGCCAGUGUUUUGUACGUCACUAGUAGCGAGCCAGCGAGAGCGUCCUGUGAUAACCUGGGAUCCAGAGGGGUACUUCGUUGGUAUAUUUUAUAUCGAGUGGAAAUGGCAGACUUGGGGUUGAAGGCAGGUGACCGGGUUCUGCUGUUGUGGAGUCAGCCAUCAUCUCCAGACGGCCUGAAAGAACUUGCAGAAACGUUAGGUGGCCUUGUCAGUGGUGGCCAGCUGUCAGUGGAGAAUAUAGAAAGGCUUGUAUUAUCUGCUCAUGGUCCAUCAAGCUAUGACUGCGUUCUAUCUGGAAUCCUGCCUGACAGUGCGGUCAUCCAUAGCUCUGAACUGCUUGAAGAAAUUGCGAGGAUCAUGAAACCUGGAGGGAAGCUUGUUCUAGAGGAGGCAGUUACUGGUUCUGAAAGCAACGGUGUUAGGUCAGCGGAGAAGCUAAUGUCGGUCCUGAAGCUGUCUGGACUGAUAUCAGUCACUGAGGUGAAAAAAGAGGCACUGAGCGAAGAGGCCACCACUGCUCUGAGGACCACCACAGGCUUCCAGGGGAACACUCUGUCACGGCUGCGUUUAUCAGCAGCUAAGCCCAAUUAUGAGGCAGGAGCCUCCACGCAGCUCAAGCUCAGCUUUGCCAAGAAGACUCCCAAACCAGCAGAAAAGCCAGCCCUGGACCCAAGUGCAGCCAAAAUGUGGACUCUGUCUGCCAAUGACAUGGACGAUGACGACGUAGACCUGAUAGAUUCCGAUGCUCUUCUGGACGCUGAUGACUUCAAGAAACCUGAUCCAGCCUCUCUCAAGGCACCCACGUGUGGAGAAGGUGCAAAAAAGAAGAAAAAGGCGUGCAAGAAUUGCACAUGCGGACUAGCUGAAGAAUUGGACCAGGAAAGCAAAGGAGCUCAGAAAGCCAGCCAGCCUAAAUCUGCCUGUGGAAGUUGCUAUUUGGGUGACGCCUUUAGAUGUGCCAGCUGUCCGUACCUGGGGAUGCCUGCUUUCAAACCAGGGGAGAAGGUCCUUCUGGAUAACAUGACACUGACUGAUGCAUAGAGCCACCCUUCUCACCUGUUCAGCCUCUUGCCACUAUGUACAUUCCUCAUCCCCGUCCCUUGCCAGCCUUUGUUACAGGUUCAGAUAUUUUUCUUAAAAGACCAGUCACCAUCAUGCCAUUUCAAAGCUGUUGCAACGUCAACCUGUCUAAUGGCAGAGAAUUCAAAUUUUUCCUGUGCCUCCUGUACAAGUUAUUAUACAGUUAUGCUUUCCAUUUGAUCUGUAACAAACACAGAACUGAAAUGGAAAACAUAAUGUGCAAGUAUGCAAACUCGUUUCUGUCAGUAGUUUCUCGUGCUGAGCUUACUCUGAUCAUACAAUAUGUGACUAUUCACCAAACCAAUCGAGUUAAAUCUUGACGUUGAUUUUUUUUUUCCUUCUGCUAAACGUGGCAGUGAAGAAUAAUCCUUGUUUAGUAAAUCAAGCGCACACAAUUCUGAAAUGUAUUACUGAUGUGUAUAAAGUGUAAUAUUUAAGAAUAAAAUGAUAAUUAUAGGUAAUGUUUCUA
Messenger RNA from Engraulis encrasicolus (European anchovy), 1554 nucleotides. It is a transcript of the gene ciapin1, whose product is annotated as cytokine induced apoptosis inhibitor 1. The coding region runs from base 108 to 1046 and encodes 312 amino acids. The record is from RefSeq and is a predicted model, not a curated record. Lineage: Eukaryota; Metazoa; Chordata; Actinopteri; Clupeiformes; Engraulidae. Gene Ontology annotation, biological process: iron-sulfur cluster assembly. The transcript is spliced from 9 exons. Gene Ontology annotation, cellular component: cytoplasm. Gene Ontology annotation, molecular function: iron-sulfur cluster binding.